AUGGAACGGUACUACAAAAAAGCAUCAGUUUCACCAUCUGAUAACACUUUACCAUCUAAUAAUACUGAUGAUUUGCCGUGGGAUCCUGCUAAAAGAAAAAAUAUCAAGGAUUAUAAUGCAAAUCAAGUCGAUGAGGUAAGACACAAAUACCUUCUUAGAGGUCCGUGUCAACCACUUGGUCAUAACUUUGAAAAGAGACUCAUAGGUGGUAAAAUGAGACGAUUUAAUCCAGCUUGGUUUGGUCUGUAUGGUAAUUGGCUAGAGUAUAGUGUAUCGGAGAAAAAGGCUUAUUGUUUGUGUUGCUACUUGUUUAGAGAUGAUGCGUAUCCUGGAUUUGUGAGGGAUGGAUUCUCGAAUUGGCAUAAGCCUGAUAGGUUAUCUUUCCAUGUAGGAGAACUUAACAGUUCUCACAAUAAUGCUGUCAAGAAGUGUGAUGAUUUGAUGAAUCAAGGAUUAGCUUUUCGAGGUCAUAGAGAAGGAGAAGAGUCUUCUAACAAAGGAAACUUUUUAGAACUUCUGAAAUACACAGCUGAUCACAAUGAUGUUAUAAAAAAGGUUGUUUUGGAGAAUGCUCCAGGAAAUAACAAGAUGGUUUCUUCAGAGAUUCAAAAGGAUAUUGUAAACGCUUUUGCAGAAGAAGUAGUGAAAUCUGUUAUUGAAGAAAUUGACAACGGAGUGUUUGGUCUAUUAGUAGAUGAAUCUGCUGAUGUGUCUGACAAAGAACAGAUGACUGUUGUUUUUCGAUUUGUUGAUAAGAAAGGAGCAGUCAAAGAAAGGUUUGUUGGAGUUGUCCAUGUGAAAGAGACUUCUUCUUUAUCUUUGAAGCAUGCUAUUGAUGAGUUGUUUGCUAAGUAUGGUCUGAGCUUGAAAAAAGUGAGAGGACAAGGUUAUGACGGAGCUAGUAAUAUGAAAGGAGAGUUUAAUGGCCUGCGAUCAUUGAUUUCUAAAGAAAACAGCUCUGCAUAUUAUGUUCAUUGCUUUGCUCAUCAACUCCAGUUGGUUGUAGUGGCUGUUGCGAAAAAGAUAUUUGAGGUUUCUGAUUUCUUUGAUAUGGUUUCUAUGUUAUUGAAUGUGGUUGGAGCUUCUUGCAAACGAAAAGAUCAAGUCCGGGAAAAUUAUCGAGCCGAGAUAAAUGCUGGAAUUGCUAGUGGUGACAUUAACACUGGGAAAGGACAGAAUCAAGAAAUUUCUUUUCGAAGGCCUGGAACUACAAGGUGGGGCUCUCAUUAUAAAACGCUGUUGCGUUUGGUUGGGUUGUUUUCUACUAUUAUUAAAGUUCUUGAGUAUAUCGAAAAGGAUGGCGCAGAUGAUUCUAAGAGAUGCCAGGCAUAUGGUCUUCUCAAAUAUGUUCAGACAUUUGAUUGUGUGUUCUAUAUGCAUCUGAUGUUACUUAUUUUGGGAAUAUGUGAGAAUCUAUCGAUGGUUUUGCAAAGGAAAGAUCAAGACAUUUUGAAUGCUAUGUCACUAGUAGAAUCUACUAAGCGGGAGUUACAGAGAGUAAGAGAUGAUGGAUGGGAUUCACUAAUGUUGACAGUUUCUUCUUUUUGUGAGAAACAUGAUACUCAGAUGCUCGAUAUGGAAGAAGGUUUUAUCGAUUCUCGGAGGCCAAGGAAAAAAACCAACAUCACUAAUUUGCAUCACUAUAAGGUUAAUUGCUUUAAUGCAACUUUGGAUUUGCAACUUCAGGAAUUCAACGAUCGUUUUACUGAGGUAAACACUGAGCUGCUUAUUUGUAUGGCUUCCUUAAAUCCUAUUGGUGCUUUUCGGGCAUUCGACAAGUCAAAGUUGGUGAAGUUGGCUAAGUUCUAUCCAGAGGACUUCAGUUUUAUGGACUGUUUAUCUCUUGAGCAACAACUUGGUAUUUUCAUCGACAAUGUACGGCAUGAUCAGCGAUUUAAAAAUCUGAAGAGUCUUGGAGAUCUUUCUCUUCUCAUGGUAGAUACGCAAAAGCAUAUUGCACAUCCUUUGGUUUAUAGGCUUUUGAAGUUGGUUUUGACUUUGCCGGUUGCUACUGCAAGUGUUGAAAGAUGCUUCUCUGUAAUGAAGAUAGUGAAGACAGCUCUAAGAAAUCGAAUGGGGGAUGAUCUUUUAAGUGAUUAUCUCAUUUGUUUUAUCGAAAAAGAAUUGCUUGAUGAUGUCGCAAACGAAGAAGUGUUGAUCCGAUUUCAAGCCAUGAGUGAAAGAAGAAUGCUUUUAUAA
Molecule: messenger RNA, 2199 nt
Organism: Raphanus sativus (radish)
Lineage: Eukaryota; Viridiplantae; Streptophyta; Magnoliopsida; Brassicales; Brassicaceae
Exons: 2
Coding region: 1-2199 (732 amino acids)
Molecular function (GO): protein dimerization activity
Source: RefSeq, a predicted model, not a curated record